Caenorhabditis angaria is the source of this 427-nucleotide messenger RNA. NCBI's taxonomy places the organism in Eukaryota, Metazoa, Nematoda, Chromadorea, Rhabditida, Rhabditidae. The record is from the annotation of a GenBank genome assembly.
AUGUUCAAAAUCUCAGCUUUUCUCAUUAUUUUCUUAAUUCUGAAAUUGUCAUCUGUGAAUUCAGUAUGCGUGGAUACAAGCACACAGUAUGUUUCAAAAAUAAAAUUGCGACUUUGAAAAUAAUUUUGAAAAAUGUUCCAGUUGCGCUGGAUGGGUCAAAAAUGGUUUCUGCAAAAGUUCAAACUACAAACAAGCUCAAGUUUUGAAAUAUUGCGCUAAAAGUUGUAAUUUAUGUGAAACUUCUACUUCCUCAACUUCUGCAUCUUCUUCAACUUCUCCAACUUCCUCAACAACUUCAGCAACUUCUGUCUGCAAAGACACUGAAGAAAACUGCGCAGAAUGGAUCGCUAAUGAUUUUUGUACUUCUGAUUUCUACAUCGAUGCUGAAAAAUUAGCACAGUGUGGAAAAACGUGUGGAUUGUGUUGA